This is a messenger RNA of Ostrea edulis (European flat oyster), 1330 nucleotides long. RefSeq names its product RWD domain-containing protein 3-like. Lineage: Eukaryota; Metazoa; Mollusca; Bivalvia; Ostreida; Ostreidae. The record is from RefSeq and is a predicted model, not a curated record. Gene Ontology annotation, molecular function: protein binding. The transcript is spliced from 7 exons. Bases 255 to 1061 code for a protein of 268 amino acids. Gene Ontology annotation, biological process: positive regulation of protein sumoylation; positive regulation of hypoxia-inducible factor-1alpha signaling pathway.
AGUUACGGUUUCUGACAUAUGCUGUCAAGUGAUAUCAGAUAUGUACACAACACAGUUACCGUGAAGCUGCUAACUUUUAGUGGAAGUAGAUCUUGAAAUGAUUAAUCAUGAGAUGUUGCUGACAUGACCAAAAAUUUUUCAUUACACUACGAGGAAGCAGAUGGUACAAUACAACAGGCAUUGAUAGUUUUGGAACAUUCCUAAACUCACAAGAUUACAGAAUCAGCUUUCUCCUUAUUCACUGAAACCUUAGUAUGGCAGAAGAUCUACAGGAGGAACUGGAGGUUGUUCAGUCUAUUUACUGCCGGGAAGGAGAGUGUGUCAUCACUGACACAUUAGGCAGCCUGGAACUGACAGUCAAACUCCAGAAAGAGGGGCAGCUAAUGCCAACAGUCACAGUCAGAAUGCAGUUCUCUUCCUUGUAUCCAAGGCAACCACCCACCAUUUCCUGUCAGUGCGAGGACAGGUCAUUGUCUCAUGAACUCGUAACACUCCUCACGGAACUGAGCUCCCAGCUACAGGGAACUCCAAUGGUCUCAGAGUUACUGACGCAUGCUCAAGAGAUUUUAAAUCAGCAAACUCCUGUUGAAGCUGAGGUCAAGAAAUCUGAGAAGUUCGGAGGUCAGCAAACAGACACACCAACAGACAAGUUCAGAGCUGGGUCAGUUACGGCAGUUCUUGUGCUGGACCAUAUGCGGUCCAGAGCUCGCUACGUCCAGACCAUUCAGAAGUGGGUGACCAGUCUGUCCUUACAGGGCUGUCUUGUCUUUAUUGGGAAGGUCAUCUUCAUUGUUAUUCAAGGACACUCAGCUAAUGUCAAGGAGUACAUAAAGUUACAGAGAAGCAGCAAUGUGGAUGUUGACAGUCGCGGGAAGAAGUGUAAAGAGAGAAUGAUGUCUGUUGUCCAUCAGGGGAUAACUGAGGGGAGAGGAUUUAAAGACUUCAAAGUUAUGGAGUGUUCAUGUCCAAGACAUGUUGAGGACAUCUUCCUCCAGUCAGAGUUGCUUCCCUUGUAUCAGGAACACAUCCAGCCUCUCCUCAAAUCUUCAAAUAUCUCCUGAUCACAUGAUUUAUAGUUUUAAAUACUUUCCAUGAUGUGAAUAUGGCAACUGAGUAAAUUACUACUUUCUGGAUCUCAUCAAACACAUAAAGUUAAACUUUUUACUUCCAAUCAAUGGAAGUUAACGAUGCAUGUUUAUGGGAAACAGACGGAGCCAUUUCCAAAUUUUCCAGAUUAUAGCCAUCUCUCUCAUCCUCAAAAAAUGAUUUAUAUAGAUUCUGAAGAGGAUUUAAUUCACAGAAUACUAGUGAAAAAAAACCCAGGAAUAUC